Triticum aestivum (bread wheat) is the source of this 2613-nucleotide messenger RNA. Its product is annotated as protein FAR1-RELATED SEQUENCE 5-like. The record is from RefSeq and is a predicted model, not a curated record. The transcript is spliced from 6 exons. Bases 263 to 1570 code for a protein of 435 amino acids. Lineage: Eukaryota; Viridiplantae; Streptophyta; Magnoliopsida; Poales; Poaceae.
GCCGCGAGCUAGGGUUAUGGCCCAGCGAGCUCAAGAACCAAUCUCCCUCCCUUGAGACAAAUUUGUGCGAGUUGCCUCCCUCUCUCCCUCCCCCCUCUCUCUCUGACAUCAAGCGCGAGCGCCCCAAAUCACACGGUCCGUCUGCGGCUCGCCGCGAUUGCGGCUACCUAGCGACACGGCACUGCAUCUCUGGGGAUAUCAAUGCCGCGGUUGAUCAGGAGCCAGCCAUCGUCUUUUUAUUGCUAAAGGAUCCACGGUAACCAUGGAGUCAAUGGCAAGUGCUGCUCUAAGUAUUGGGUCAACUACGGCAAUGGGAGUUGAAGAUGAUGCCAGCAGCUCUGCCGUGGGCAUGAUCCAGUUGGUGGGAAAUGAUGAAAAUACCUACAACAUGCCAAAAAGAACUACCAGUCUUCCGUUUUGUGGGUCAACAUAUGAGCCUGAGUGUGAUGAUAACUUAAAGCCCGUAAUUGGCAUGAAGUUUGACACCUGGAAAGAGGGCAUGGCACUAUACAAAAUGUAUGCUCAUGAGGUUGGGUUCUUGGUCCGCACAUGGACAACACACAAAGAUGAUCAGGGUGUACCAGUGUGGAAGAGGUUUGUUUGUGCAAGGGAAGGUUGGCGAAAGGUGGCCACAGAUGAGGAAAGGAUAAAGCCUAAACGGAACUUCAAGUUAAGCAGGUGUGGUUGUGAGGCUAUGAUCGGAUUCAAAAGGCAAGAUGACGGCAAAUACGAGGUUGCCCGAUUUGUCCAAUCGCAUACGCAUCAACUUAUUUCGCCAAGUAAGAGACAUCUCAUUAAGUCAAAGAGAGAAGUAAGUAGUGAGUUGAGGACAAAAUUACUUACAUGUCAUAAGGCAUUGGUUGGCACAUCUGCAGCAUAUCGCUUGCUUAGUGUAGAGAAGGGGGGCCAAGCAAAUGUAGGUUGCACAAAGCGUGAUUUACAAAACUGCCACCGUGAUUUUAAAAGAGCAAUUAAGGGAGCAGAUGGACAGAUAAUAGUAGAUAUCAUGAAGAAUAAGCAAGCUGCCAAUCCAGCCUUCUACUUUGAUUACCAACUCGAUGAGAAUGAUAAACUUACAAAUAUUUUCUGGGCCGAUAGUAUAUGCAGAAAAAACUACUCAUUGUUUGGUGAAGUGGUGUCUUUCGACUCCACAUACCGCUUUAAUAGGUAUGACUUGGUGUUUGCCCCUUUCACUGGAGUUAACAACCACAAAUCUUGUGUUACAUUUGGUGCUGCUUUUUUAUGGAAUGAGAAGCAAGAAUCUUAUAUAUGGUUGUUCAAGACUUUCUUAAAAGCAAUGUGUGGGGUUGCACCUAAGCUAAUCAUUACCGAUGAUCAAAGCAUGAGAAUAGGGAUAGAACAUGUUUUCCCGAACACUAUACAUAGACUUUGCAUGUGGCACAUCCUCAUGAAGCUUACGGAAAAAGUUGGUGCGACCCUAAAAAAUAGUCCAGAUUUCCAUGAACAGUUUAUGUCAUGUGUUUGGGGAUCAGAGACACCAAACGAGUUCGAGUCAAAAUGGUGUUCAAUAAUUAAUGAUUUCGGGCUAGAUGAUAAUACAUGGUUGUAGAAGAAGUAUGAGUUACGACGAUCAUGGAUUCCGGCAUAUUUUACUGAUUUCCACCUUGGCGGAAUCUUGCGUACCACAUCAAGAUCUGAGAGUGAGAAUACAUUCUUCAGACACUUUACUAACCGGAACCUUGCCUUGAUUGAAUUUUGGGUCAGAUUUGAAACAGCUUUGGAGGAACAACGGCAAAAAGAAUUACAAGAAGAUAAUGCUAGCCUUCAUACACUGCCUAUACUCAAGACUUGUUGGAGUAUCGAGAGUCAUGGUAGAGAAGUGUAUACUCAUGAGGUUUUUGCUGAAUUUCAGAGUCAGGUGCUAGCAGCGAGGGAUUAUUGUCAUGUCAAAACAAUCACGCAGAUUGGAUGUUUGAAUCCUUGGGUAUCAUUUGCCGUCGCAUCAUUGUUGUCCUAAAGAAUGAGGGCUGUAAUGAAAUUCCUAGUCAAUAUGUGCUACAUAGGUGGACUAAAAUGGCUGCGCGACACCUUGCCUAUGAUGCCAACGACCAUGAGCUACAAGGGUCAUCUACAUGUCUUCCACCUGUCAUAAAGAAGUUGUACGCGGAAACAUGUUCAAAUUUCAGCCUGGCAUUUCAUGUCGCAAAACAUAGUGAGGAGAAGAUGAGAUAUCUUCACAAGGCUAUUGGUGAUGCCUACACACAAUUGGGGCAGGAGGGAACAGUUAGUGAGCAAAGUAAAGUUCAAGAAUUUGAAUCCUUCGUUGGAACAUCAUUCCCAACUGUGAUCAACAUUCACCCACCAGAUGUAGCAAAAACAAAAGGGAGUGGUAAGAGAUUGAAAAGGGGCUCGAAGCAGACCGUGACCCAAAAGAAAAAGAGGGCCAAAGAGCAUCACAAAAAUAAGUAGUUGUGGUGGUCUCACUGAUGCGAUGUUGGAAUAAUUAUUUUUAGUCAUUUUGUGUAGACUUGGUAUAGUGGAAAUCAAUCCAUUCAAGUCUGUGCUUCUCUGUCAUUUACGCACUUUGAUUGUUCCAGUGCAAAAUGGCCGUAUGUAAGAAGUGAAUUUGCCAUGCCAAAUAUAUGCAACAAG